Molecule: messenger RNA, 2757 nt
Organism: Laccaria bicolor S238N-H82
Lineage: Eukaryota; Fungi; Basidiomycota; Agaricomycetes; Agaricales; Hydnangiaceae
Product: kinesin-like protein
Exons: 10
Coding region: 1-2757 (918 amino acids)
Biological process (GO): microtubule-based movement
Molecular function (GO): microtubule motor activity; microtubule binding; ATP binding
Source: RefSeq, a predicted model, not a curated record
AUGCUUUUCUUGACGCCUUUUUCCGAAACAAGAGUACUGAAGCAAGUAACGAUGGCCGUUCCAAGCACCCCUUCCGGCUCAAAACUCGGCCGUCCAGCGCCGUUUACUCCAAGACGGCCACUCUCCAUGGCCUCGACGUCGUCGACGUCCUCCACCGACCUCACAGCGCGUAUAGCACGCACCAACAGCAACUCCAGCCUCCUUUCCUCUACUCAUAAGAAGUACAAGGCACCUUUAUCUGUCGAAUCUCGCUCCAAAAACUUCAGCAAGACCAAGACGGUCUUAGCGCCAGUACCAGGAACUCCAACGAAGAAAGAGGGUACGACCAGCCGUCCAAGGACGCCUGUGACGCCACGUAGGGCGGAUAGCCCCUCUUUGUUGCCAGCAGCCAGCGAAAUGGAUGUCAGCAACGUGGACCCUGAGCAGGUUUUGGUUGAUUUUCAGUCGGUUGAACCUGGCGAUGUGUCAGGUGAGAUUGACGAGGCGUGGCUCAGAGCAGCUGAGCUCGACCAUGGAAAAGAAGAUAAAGUCAUGGUAUCUAUUCGAAUACGUCCCACAGAAUUAACUUCUGCGUGGGUACCCACUCUUGGUUCCAACACCAUCAAACUCGACCCCGCACAUGCCAAGAACGCCUCAUCAGGCAACCCAGCCGCCGCCUUCAACUUUGACGCCAUCCUCACCGGCACUCCGAACAAACCAAUCUAUACAACAGUCGCCCGGUCACAUGUACAAGCCGCCAUGGAAGGCUACAACGCCGUCAUCUUCGCGUACGGACAAACAGCGUCUGGAAAGACCUUCACUUUAAGUGGAGACGAUGCCGAACCAGGUAUCAUCCCCCGUGCGAUGCGGGAUGUCUUCGCUUUCAUCAGACGAACACCCACACGCGAAUACCUCCUUCGUUGCUCGUAUCUCGAGAUAUACAACGAGGCCAUUCACGAUUUACUCGCGCCUCCGUCGAUGGCGGCUGCCAAUCCCGUACAAAUCCAAGGCGGCAGCGGUGGAGACGUUAUCCUUACGCCAUUGCGUGAAGAGGUGGUGACAAGUCUCAAAGGCGUCAAAGAAGUUCUCAAGCGUGGCGAAGGUAACAGGCGGACUGCGUGUACGGACUGGAACGACAGGAGUAGCCGAAGUCACAGCGUUUUCCGCUUGGUGGUUGAGAGUCGGGAGCGGGGCAGUGGAACUUCGUCAGAUGAUGAUGACGAGGUUCAAACCUCCAGUCCUGCGAUGAACGGACGACAUACCCCAGGUCUAAAUGGGCGACAGACCCCUGGGCUUAAUGGGAGGCAAACUCCUGGACCCGGUGGUCCAAGGCUACAAGCAAGAGGAGGCAGAAGCGUUCAAACUUCAGUCCUCAGUCUAAUUGAUCUCGCUGGUUCGGAGAAGGCCACUUCUGAUAAAGAACGUACCAGGGAGGGGAAAUAUAUCAACACAAGUCUUUUAACACUUGGAACCGUAAUCGGAACUUUAGCCGACAACGCUGCGAAGAAUAAGAGCGACCAUGUCCCCUACCGCAACUCCAAGCUAACCCGGAUGCUUCAGCCUUCGCUCUCCGGAAACGCUCGUAUCAGCGUUAUUUGCACCAUCAACCCCGACGUCAAUGCCGUUGCUGAGAGCACAAGCACUUUGCUUUUCGCCAAGCGGAUCAAGAACGUCCAGCUUCACGCACAAAAGAAGGAGGUCGUAGAUACCGAAGCUCUCAUUGAGCGAUAUAGAAGGGAAAUUGAGGAUCUGAAGAAGAGAUUGGCAGAGAGGGAGGCUGAGGUUCCCGUCCGUUCUCGCAGGCUAUCUGCUCGAGAGCAAGUGGACGAGUCGAAGGCUAUGAAGGACCUUAACGGUCGCAUCCAACAAUUGACCAAGCUUAUUCUUACGAGUCAGACGGUGGAUGAAGUUAAAGGAGACGAUUCUCGACCUGCUAGUCCUGUCAAAGUUGACUUUGACAUGUCUCCUUACCAACUUCAACAAGAGUUGUUGGCUGCGCGAUUACAGCUAGAGUCGCAAGCGACGCAGAUUCUUUCUCUUGAAGCGGCGUUGACUGCACGGCCACCACUUGAUGCGAAUGCCCCAGAGAGUGACAAAGACAAGCUUAUCGCAGAGCAGAGCAAGACCAUUAGGGAAUUGGAGAUCGUUGUCGCUGGGUACGAGGAGAAUCUUGGAGAGCCAUUGCGUGCCGUCCGGGAGGACGUGGAGAAGGAGUGGGUGGAGAAGUAUGAUGAGGAGGUGAGGAAACGGGAGGAGAAGGAACGUUGGGCUGAGGUUCUGGUUAAGGAGCUUGAUAAAGAGAAGAAGUCGAGGACGAAGCUGGAGGAUGAACGUCGAGCCCUCACAGCCUUCGUUUCCAAAUUCGAUUCUCUGGGCUUGGGGCUGACCCUCCCCCCUUCUUCCAAAUUGAUGCCCGCAAAGCCUACGCCAGGAGGCGCGGCCGCUGCGUUCGCCGAACGCCAACAAGCAAAGCAGUCGUUGGCGUCGUCCUAUCUCGCAAACGUACUGGCGAAUCGCAAGUCGGAAUUCAACAUCGAGGCGGACUCUCCCAUGCGAUUGGGGGGUGCGGAGUUGAAGGCCCAGCCUAGCUUGUUGGAGCAGGUGAUGCCGGAGGAGGAGUGGGGCGUUACGGAUAUGAGUUUUGAUGAGAUUGAGGUUGAGAAUCAGCUCCUUCCGAUGUCUGAGUCGCCUCCGCGUGCGCCUGCGCCUGUGAAGUUUUUUGGGGUGCAGAAGGUGAGGGGGGUGUUGGGGGAUAAAGAGAAUUUGCCGAGCGUAUAA